This is a messenger RNA of Paramisgurnus dabryanus, 1716 nucleotides long. RefSeq lists its product as uncharacterized. NCBI's taxonomy places the organism in Eukaryota, Metazoa, Chordata, Actinopteri, Cypriniformes, Cobitidae. The record is from RefSeq and is a predicted model, not a curated record.
GAGCAGACAGAUGUGUAAAUAAUGCAAUCAAAUAGCCUAUGUUUUCUUAACCGUCACAUUGCGAAAGUACUCAUACACUUGAUUUUACACUUGGCUGAUUUUUUUCUUCAUUUUCUAAGGAAAACUAUUUGUCUAGACUACUUAUUGCAGUAAUACGCGUCAUGACGUAUGGCUUGUGCUGGGUUUUUAAAGCGCAGCUGAAGUAUUGGACUUUCAAAAAGCGCACAGAAGACAACCGGAGAUGUGCAGCCUAAGAGGAAGAAACCCCGACACACCUGCGUAUCUGGAAACACAGGGCAAAUAUGUGCGUCUUCAAAGCACACGAGAUUCGGUUCAGAUGGUGCUGGAGAACUGGCAGAUGGGCGACACUGAUGAACCCAAAGUCACUGUGUAUGAGUAUGAGUUGGAUCAGCGGAUAUGCAUGGCUUUUUCCUUUGAGUUGAAGAAUAAGAAAUAUUUUCCUGUUGUCACUGGUGAUAAGAUUAGCUUUGAGGAACGGUUAAAGCACAAUGAGAAAAGGUUCCUCUUUCAAUGGGCUGAGAAAACAGGACAGUGUUUGGAGUCAGUAGCUGAACCCAACAAGUACCUGGCUGUUAUAGGCAGAAAAGUUACCAUCCAUUCAUAUCCGACAGAAUUUACGAUCCAUUGCCAAGAGAAAGAACCAAAAAGGUCAUGCAUGACACCAAAAAAAGCAUAUCCGAAUACCAGAAACAGCGUGUAUGUUUGUUGCAAAGGAAGAUCAACUCGAAGGACAGUUGUGGCGAAUAUGAUCUGCAACAGUGAAAGCUCCCCUAAAAGGAAAACAAGAUCAUCCAGCAAGUGCUUUUCGGUUAUGAGACACAACUUGAGUGGUACAAAAAAAUGCCAUUCUUUUUGGGCCAACCUGGAUGUUAAGAAAGUCUGAAUGCAAAAUGAUGUUAAAAGUAUUUGACUAUCUGUGGUUUUAUGACGUCAUCAAAAUUGUAUUACUUAAGUGAAUCAGAAAGUAUAUGACCCAAGUUUAACCUGUUGACUAACAACACACAGGACAGGAAUAUAAACCAUAUGAGAUUUUACUGCAUUGCCUGUAUCACCUACUUUAGUCACUUUUUAUGGAGCUAUUUCACCUUUUGCAAAUCCUUUUUGAAUGAGGCUGCUGGUUGGUUCAUUUCCAGUAUUUAACAAACAACUAUUGUGUAACAUGAAAUACAUGGUUUGAGAUCUGCUGAUCGAGUCGUCUGGUCAAGUUCAAAUACACACAUUUUAGCUCAUUUAACAAACUACAGUAUAUUUAUAUUAACACAACAUGUAAAUGCUUGCAUAACGUGAUGCUUCUAACAUCAGUUUGCUGUGUUUUCACACUUUAUUGUUGUAUAAGAAAGUUUCUUGGCAUCUGUUAAAUCUUACAUAAUUGCAUGUAAAGACACGAUUAACCUGUCUGAACUCAGAUGUGAUCCCUUGUCAUGAGAAGCAGGAGAUGCUGCGGCCUGAGAUGUUGCAAUUUAUUAUUGUACAGUAGAAGUCAUUUAUGCAUGUAUUUAUCUAUUAAUGUAUUUAAAAUAUUCAAUAUUUUAUUACACUUAUUUAUGUUUAAAAGAAUAACACAAUAAAAAUGUUGUAGCCUUGUAAUUCACAUGAAUGUAGUUAUUUUACUUCUUUUCAUUGAUAUGUACAUUUUACUAAUACUACUGCCAGAUCAAUUGUUUCUGGCUGAAUUUAUUUACCAGGUUAAACUGU